AAACAGGAGUUGAAUGUGUGACGAAGAAGACGAGACGAGGAAUGGUAAACAGCAGAGCGCAUUCACGUAUGAAAAGCUCAUCAGUGGUCAGAUUUAUCUCAAGAAGACCGUCUCCUUCAGCCAUUACUUUUUACAUGAUCCUUCUUUUUGCCUUUUCGCUCUUCGUGUUUGUUUUUAACGCAAGAGACAUAUUGGACAAUGAACCGAAAUCUCGCUUCUCUGAAGAAUCUCUAUCUCAGUCUCAGUCUCAGUCUCAGUCUCAAUCUCAAUCUCAACCUCAAUCUGUGCAGAUGUCAAAUGAAAAGCUGCAGGAUACUCCUCUCAACUAUGGCUUACGCACUUGUGUCAACCCCACUGCCAAAUAUAAAGCUGCCCAAGGAUGGGACCGAUAUAUAACUGUGAAAAGCAAUGGAGGAUUAAAUCAAAUGCGCACUGGUAUUUCAGACAUGGUGGCUGUUGCACACAUCAUGAAUGCAACAUUAGUCAUUCCCCAAUUAGAUAAACGUUCAUUUUGGCAAGAUACAAGUACAUUUUCAGAUAUAUUUGAUGAGCUUCAUUUUAUCACAAGCUUACAAAAUGAUGUAAGAAUUAUCAAGGAGCUUCCCAAAGGAUUGGAAUCUAUUCCUCGGGCAAGGAAACACUUUACCUCCUGGUCUGGCAUUGGUUACUAUGAAGAGAUGACACAGUUAUGGAAGGAAUUUCAGGUAAUUCAUGUUGCAAAGUCAGAUUCUCGUCUUGCAAACAAUGAUUUGCCACUUGAUAUCCAGAGGUUAAGAUGCCGAGCUCUGUAUCAGGCUCUUCGCUUCUCUCCCCCAAUUGAAAGCCUAGGAAAGAAGCUGGUGGAGCGGCUGAGAUCACGUGGGGGAGGAUACAUUGCACUUCACUUAAGAUAUGAGAAGGAUAUGCUUUCUUUUACUGGCUGCACUUAUGGGCUGACUCAGGCAGAAUCUGAAGAGCUGCGACUAAUGAGGGAGAAUACAAAUCAUUGGAAGGUUAAAAAGAUAAAUUCAACGGAGCAGAGAGAGGGAGGAUUUUGUCCCCUAACUCCAAAGGAGGUGGGGAUAUUUCUUCAAGCUCUUGGUUAUUCUCCAUCAACAAUGAUUUACAUUGCAGCUGGCGAAAUUUAUGGUGGUAGAUCUCAGCUUGUAGAGCUCACAUCUAGGUUCCCAAAUACUGUUUUCAAGGAAACAUUGGCUACACCGGAGGAGUUAAAAGCAUUUUCUAAUCAUGCUUCUCAGACAGCAGCACUUGAUUACAUUAUUUCUAUAGAGAGUGAUGUCUUUAUUCCAUCAUAUUCAGGAAAUAUGGCCAGAGCUGUUGAGGGCCACCGGAGAUUCUUAGGGCAUCGCAAGACAAUCACCCCAGACAGAAAAGAACUAGUCAAGCUAUUUGAUAAGCUAGAAAGUGGACAGCUUAAGGAAGGGUCUUCAUUUUUACAUAUCGUGCAGGAGAUGCACAAGAACAGGCAAGGAGCUCCAAGGAAAAGAAAAGGUCCAUUGCCAGGAGUAAAAGGCCGAGCACGUUUCCGAACUGAAGAAUCUUUUUAUGAAAAUCCAUAUCCUGAGUGUAUCUGCAGAUCAAAAAGAGGCUUGUGAUUUGAAGAAUAAUUAUCAUUUUCUUCAUGUACUAUGAUGACCAACACUAAACACGAGCUUCCAGGUUUCCCCAAGUGAGCCAAAGCAGCAGCAACCCAGUUCUUAGAUUAGUUUGGUGGUUCUCAGUGGACAUUUCUUUGUUAGUUAAAGAAAAGGAAAAGGGGAAAAGAAGGUAAUGUUAGUCAAUACAUCAAAAUAUGUUAAAAUUAUGUAUUAUUAUGCAGAUUGCCACCACACCAAGUGAGCGCUAGUAAGUUUUUAAUGGUAUUGAGUUCUAUCAAUAUAUAUAGAUAGGGUGUUUUAGAAUC
Messenger RNA from Manihot esculenta (cassava), 1903 nucleotides. Its product is annotated as O-fucosyltransferase 38. The transcript has 11 exons. Gene Ontology annotation, cellular component: nucleus; cytoplasm. Bases 42 to 1595 code for a protein of 517 amino acids. NCBI's taxonomy places the organism in Eukaryota, Viridiplantae, Streptophyta, Magnoliopsida, Malpighiales, Euphorbiaceae. The record is from RefSeq and is a predicted model, not a curated record.